Molecule: messenger RNA, 3647 nt
Organism: Cynoglossus semilaevis (tongue sole)
Lineage: Eukaryota; Metazoa; Chordata; Actinopteri; Pleuronectiformes; Cynoglossidae
Product: protein phosphatase 2, regulatory subunit B'', alpha
Exons: 11
Coding region: 431-1813 (460 amino acids)
Biological process (GO): protein dephosphorylation
Cellular component (GO): protein phosphatase type 2A complex
Molecular function (GO): calcium ion binding; protein phosphatase regulator activity
Source: RefSeq, a predicted model, not a curated record
GCAGCAGGCACCAGACCGCCUGCAGCAAACACAUACAUCCAGAGCUGACAGAGACUUUUCCGCCUCAGACAGACAGAGCUGCGGUUUGCCACCAGGCAGCACAGUAACAUGUUCCUGGCCUCGGGCCUUCACUGUAGCGUGGAGGUCCUGAGGAGCGUCCUGACGCAGCUGGAUUACUACUGUACAAGCACUACGUUUGGAAGGCUGUGCUGUUCUGGUGGAACCUGGAGAAACUGAUCUGUAACUUUUUGGGUGUGGACCAUCUGUUGUCUUUUGGAGGUGGGUUUUACAGUUGGUGGAUCUCAGAGCUGUUUGGAGAACUCUCGGUUGUUCGGUUGCCGGGACAAACCGGUCUUUCUGUGAUCUCGCCGGCCCCCGGUGGCCUUGUUUGGUAGUGGUGGUGGUGGAUUUAUAAUAAGGACCCCCUAAAAUGAUGAUCAAGGAGACCUCGUUACGAACGGACCCUGACCUGAGGGGGGAGCUGGCCUUUCUGGCCAGGGGGUGUGACUUUGUGCUGCCCUCACGCUUCAAGAAGCGACUCAAGUCUUUCCAGCAGCAACAGGUCAGUCAGUGCACCGGGACGUGGGUCAGAGGAGGAGGAGGAGGAGGAGGAGGAAGAGGUGGGAGAGGAGAAAAUGUGUGUGUCCAGGCCUGUGGCUGUCCUCUGUACUGGAAGGCCCCCAUGUUCUACUCAGCAGGUGGGGAGAGGACGGGCUUCGUCUCCGUUCACUCCUUUAUCGCGACCUGGAGGAAGUUGUUGCACAGUUGCCAUGACGAUGCGUCCAGGUUUAUUUACCUGUUGGCCAAACCUGGUCUGAGUUACCUGGAGCAGGAAGACUUCAUCCCUCUGCUGCAGGACAUCGUGGACACACACCCUGGACUCACCUUCCUGAAGGACGCUCCUGAAUUCCAUUCCCGCUACAUCACAACAGUGAUCCAGAGAAUAUUCUACAUCGUGAACCGUUCGUGGACCGGUCGCAUCACCAUGAUGGAGCUGCGCAGAAGCAACUUCCUGCAGACCCUGGCUCUGCUGGAGGAGGAGGACGACAUCAACCAGAUCACCGACUACUUCUCCUACGAGCACUUCUACGUCAUCUACUGCAAGUUCUGGGAGCUGGACACCGACCAUGACCUGUACAUCGACCCUAAAGACCUGUCCAGAUACAAUGACCACGCGUCCUCCAGCAGAAUCAUCGAGAGGUUGUUUUCAGGCGCCGUCACUCGAGGCAGUGCUGUGCAGAGGGAGGGACGCAUGAGCUACGCUGAGUUCGUCUGGUUCCUCAUAUCUGAGGAGGACAAGAAAAACCCCACCAGCAUCGAGUAUUGGUUCCGCUGCAUGGACGUAGACGGUGACGGCGUCCUGUCCAUGUUCGAGUUGGAGUUUUUCUACGAGGAACAGUGUGAGAGGAUGGAAAGGAUGGGCAUCGAACCCCUGCCUUUCCAGGAUCUGCUCUGUCAGAUGUUGGAUCUGGUCAAACCUGAGAGUCCAGGCAAGAUAACGCUGACCGACCUGAAGCGAUGUCGGAUGGCUCACAUCUUCUUCGACACCUUCUUCAACCUGGAGAAAUACCUCGACCAUGAGCAGAGAGACCCGUUUGCUGUGCAAAAGGACAUCGACAGUGAAGGUCCGGAACCAUCUGACUGGGACAAGUACGCCUCAGAGGAGUACGAGAUACUGGUGGCUGAGGAGACUGCAAAUGAGCAGCUCCAUGAAGGCUCUUUUGAUGACGACUACGAGUCCGAGGAACUCCACGUCCCAGCAGAGAUCGGGAAUAAAAUGGAUAAACUGGUGAUAUCAGAUUUGACUGCGUAAAAAAAAAAAACUAACAUUAGUUGAAAAUAACAUAAAUCCUGGAUCCAUCUGAUCCUGGAAAACAGAUGGAAAGCCAGUGAAAAAUGGACGGAGAGAGAAAGAGAGAGAGAGAGAGAGAAGACGACGACGAUGAAGAAGAAGAAUAUUGGGGAAGUAAAGGUGGCGCCUGACUUCCGUCCUCGGUCUCCUCCUCCUCCUCAGAUGGAGCACGUUAUUUUAAGUGUGUGUUUGAGAGAACGUGAACACGUACUGCUCUGUUCUGUGUUCUGAUGAAGCGCAGCAUUUCUAACCAUACACAACGCAGCAUCACUGCCUCGGGAGUUUUCUCCAUCUGCCAGGAGAAAGUUAAAGAUGGAGGACGCAUGGGUCAAAUAAGCUUUACAAAGGAAACCAGAGGAGACUGGAAAUGUAUUUCUACUGACAAUCCUGCUGGAAGACAAUCGCCUGUGCUCUCAGGUGUCGCUCUGGGACGCCAAAACAAAACAGAUUCAUCGUCAGCUGCUCAGAUUAUUCACCUCCAGACUGACACUGCCGUCAGAAACCGUCCCCAACACUGUGUUUCCAGUCCAGGAGUGUGAGCUGUUUGUGGCAGCGCCUCCGUGUGGCCAGCCAGUACUACUGCAAGUCAUCAGCUGUCCAGCAAAACAUUUUUGUUUUCCCAGUCCACGGGGGAGUACAGUUCACUGCACUGCUGAACUGAGCUAUUCUUAGACAGGCAUCACCAGAGUUCACUCUGCAGCAAUUUCUGUAAAAACAAAAAAACAAAAACUGCAGAUCAGCAGGAUUCAGGCAGUGAGAUUCAGUGACGAUGCUGACAAACAUAUCAAACUCUCUGGUAGAGUUCCCCUCCCAUAACAUUUGUAACUCUACAAACAUAUAUACAUAUAUAUAUAUAUACAUAUACAUAUAAAUGCUCACAACAUUAGGGCUGUGAGUUGUCCCUGUAUAUCCACCUCCCACUCUCUGUACAGCACUCGCUCUUCACUUCCUGUUCUUUCUGUCAGUUUCAGUGCCAAGCUACAUUUACACUCUGCCUGUUUUCUACAGUUUUGUUUUCCAAAUGUGCACACACACACACACACACACACCCCAUCACAUCGUUAUGUUGCCUAAAGUUUUCGUUUGUCCAGAUUAGGACGAAGGUUUAAUUCACGAGGGAACACUGUGAAACUGCAGCGCCUUUACUGAUGCAGCGACGGAAAGAUGAGCAGCCGCAACUGAAAGUUAACCAAAAAUGCUAAACAACAUCGUUUCUCCUAACAGCACAGUAAGAACCUCGGUAGUGCCCUCUACUGGAUCAUACACAUCAGAAUACAAUGAGACACUUUUUCAUUUUAACUCAUGAUUUAAAAAAUAAAACCACCUAAUAAAAUAGCUAAAUGAAUUUAAUGUGGAAAUAUAUUUUAGCUUUCAAGGAGUAGUGUUAACAGAAAAGAGUCGAUUGGACAAGAAAUGGUUAAGUGUUAAACUACAGCAGAAGUUAUUGCUGAGGUUAUUCUAAAAUUGGAUUUAUUGUCUUAAAUAUGCUUAAAAGAGUUAAUGAGAUGAUCUUAUUUUGAUAUUUAUCCUUGAAGUAUUACUUUUAAGAAACGAUAUUCCAGCUCAUGUAAAAACCUGCCCUUCUGCCAUGAUCAGGUCCUGGACCAGAUGUUGGACACAGCUUAUCUGGGGGGGGGGGGGGGGGGGGGGGUGUUACUGGAUUUUCCUCUGUUGUGAGAUGUAUUUAUGUCCCAGUUUUCAUCCAAUCACAGAAUCAGUGAAAUAAUGUUUUCUCAUCAUAAAAAUGUGACAUUAGUGAAGGAGAUUUCACAAUAUCCUGUGUGGAACAGUAACC